GUGGCUUUGAACUCACCCUUCUUGGAUUACUCUUCAAAAAAAAGAACAGAAAAAUCUUACCAAGUUGGUGCAUUUACGAGAUUUUCAACUCAUAGUUGAUGACCUGGGGGGAUGUUUUAUUGGGCUUUUACCAUUCUACGAGGUUUUGUUCGGUCAGACUAAGGUGGCUAAGCUCAUCUUUGAUAGGGUUCUCGAUUUGGAAAGAAAAGAGAGUCAGCAAUUCAGAAGAGUCCAAUUCUUGAGUUCUGUAGCAAAUCACCAUUGAGAUCUUCACAUAGCUCACUGAGUUUUGUGAUUUUUAUUGGGGGUGGUCUCUGGUUUAGCUGUAGUGACGUUUUUCUGGGUCUCUUUGAUUUUGCUCUUGCUUAACUCUAUGGUCUGACACGUCUGCUUCCCCAAAUUUAGCCUCUACCAUCAACAAAGUUGUUACUGGGGGUACCCACUAUUCAAUUCAAUUUAGAUCCAAGCCCCAAGAACUGUUCUUGAAGAUUGAUACUCUUUAGAAGGGUGUAACAUAAAUUGGUGAGUAGUUUUCUCUAUUCCUCCUCUCUUCUUCCUGUGGGCAAUACUUUGGGUAGUGGAGUCAAACACGACUGCAAAGAUGAGUGUGGACGAAGCGGUUGCUAGCGCCUUGUGGACUUGGGAGCAGGAUAAGGCAUUUGAGAAUGCCCUGGCAACUUAUCCUGAGGAUGCUCCAGAUCGUUGGGACAAAAUUGCAGCUGAUGUAGAAGGGAAAAACCUAGAGGAGAUAAAGCAUCAUUAUGAACUCUUACUUGAUGAUGUAAGCCAGAUCGAAGCUGGUUGUAUUCCACUGCCUUGCUACAAUUCUUCUUCCGAGGGUUCAACAAGUCAUGCCAGUGAUGAAGGAACCAGUAAGAAGGGACACUACAGCAGUGAAUCUAAUCAUGGAAGUAAGGCUUCAAGGGCAGAUCAGGAACGCCGUAAGGGGAUUGCUUGGACGGAGGAUGAACACAGGCAAUUUCUUCUAGGAUUGGAAAAAUAUGGAAAAGGUGAUUGGCGAAGUAUAUCACGGAACUUUGUGGUAACAAGAACACCCACCCAAGUGGCAAGCCAUGCACAAAAGUAUUUCAUACGUCUGAAUUCAAUGAACAAGGACAGAAGGCGAUCAAGCAUCCAUGACAUCACCAGUGUCAACAAUGGAGAAAUUGCGGCAAUCCAAGGGCCGAUCACUGGUCAAGGAAAUGGUUCUGCAGUAGGCCCAUCUGGCUCUGCGAAAUCAACCAAACAAUCUGCUGCUGGACCCCCGGGGGUUGGCAUGUAUGGUGCACCAAGUAUCGGGCAACCAAUUGGAGGACCUCUUGUCUCAGCUGUUGGCACACCAGUGAAUCUUGCUGGCCAUUCCCCACACAUGGCAUAUGGUGUGAGAGCCCCUAUGCCUCCUGGAGCACUUGUUCCUGGGGCACCAAUGAACAUGCCCCCCAUGACAUACCCUAUGCCUCACACGGCUCAUAGGUAAUAUGCACCAUUUGCGUAUUUUAGCUUCAAAAUGUACAAAGAACAGAGAGAGACCAAGUAGCUUGAGCUCUUACCUCUUGUUGGGUUGGUUAUUAGGAUCAUUUUGCUCUUAGCCGAAGUGCUUUACUUAUUAGCAAAGCACGAGUUGUUUAAUGAUAUUUGUCUAUUCUAUUCUUGUACCAAAUAAGCCAUGACCCCCAAAGAAAAUGAGGAAGAAGUGCAAUGACAUGAAUCUGUAUAGACAAUUGCAAAAGAGAUGGUGGUAUUUAUUGGUAGAUUAGAAGUUGGGUA
This is a messenger RNA of Rosa chinensis, 1767 nucleotides long. Its product is annotated as transcription factor SRM1. The record is from RefSeq and is a predicted model, not a curated record. NCBI's taxonomy places the organism in Eukaryota, Viridiplantae, Streptophyta, Magnoliopsida, Rosales, Rosaceae. The coding region runs from base 602 to 1477 and encodes 291 amino acids. Gene Ontology annotation, molecular function: DNA binding. The transcript has 3 exons.